AUGGCGCAAGCUAGGGAUUACUACUAUCUGGAGAGUUUGUGGGAAGACGAUGUGUUUGUACCAGGAUCGAUUGGCCCACUGUGUUCCACCCAUUUGACCCAUCGCUGGGCCCGCUCCGUAGCCCCGAGUGGUUUAGGCGUCAUCGAAAAAGACAGUGCUGGCUGUAUUGCUUACCCGGUCUGCAAUCCCGUGCAUCCAGACGGAAAGUUAGUAUUCGGCCUCAUCUUGCCGCUCUCGCAUCUUGACCAAGACGGCGCAGCUAAUACCUGCCAGAUUGAGUAUCUGUAUUGA
This is a messenger RNA of Aspergillus niger, 291 nucleotides long. RefSeq lists its product as hypothetical. The coding region runs from base 1 to 291 and encodes 96 amino acids. The record is from RefSeq and is a predicted model, not a curated record. The transcript has 3 exons. Lineage: Eukaryota; Fungi; Ascomycota; Eurotiomycetes; Eurotiales; Aspergillaceae.